Molecule: messenger RNA, 1790 nt
Organism: Ornithorhynchus anatinus (platypus)
Lineage: Eukaryota; Metazoa; Chordata; Mammalia; Monotremata; Ornithorhynchidae
Gene: NUBP1
Product: nucleotide binding protein 1
Exons: 11
Coding region: 30-983 (317 amino acids)
Biological process (GO): iron-sulfur cluster assembly
Cellular component (GO): cytosol
Molecular function (GO): 4 iron, 4 sulfur cluster binding; ATP-dependent FeS chaperone activity; ATP binding
Source: RefSeq, a predicted model, not a curated record
GUGGCCGCCCAGCCUGGCCCGGCGGCGCGAUGGAGGAGGCGCCGCACGAUUGCCCCGGGGCGGGCAGCGCCCAGGCGGGCAAAGGGGCCUCCUGCCAGGACUGUCCCAACCAGCGGCUCUGCGCCUCGGGGGCCGGCGCCGCCCCGGACCCCGCCAUAGAGCAAAUCAAAGAAAAAAUGAAGACAGUGAAACACAAGAUCCUGGUGCUGUCUGGAAAAGGAGGUGUUGGCAAAAGCACUUUUAGUGCUCACCUGGCACAUGGCUUAGCGGAAGAUGAAAGUAAACAGGUUGCCCUGCUAGACAUCGAUAUAUGCGGGCCCUCUAUCCCCAAGAUAAUGGGUCUGGAGGGAGAACAGGUGCACCAAAGUGGUUCUGGGUGGUCUCCAGUGUACGUGGAAGAAAACCUAGGUGUGAUGUCACUGGGCUUUUUGCUCAGCAGUCCCGAUGAUGCCGUCAUCUGGAGGGGGCCCAAAAAAAACGGAAUGAUCAAACAAUUUCUUCGUGACGUGGACUGGGGAGAAAUCGACUAUCUGAUUGUAGAUACCCCUCCGGGCACUUCAGAUGAGCACUUAUCAAUCGUGCAGUAUCUCAGCGCAGCACACAUAGAUGGAGCAGUACUAAUCACCACUCCUCAGGAAGUAUCAUUGCAGGAUGUUCGGAAAGAAAUAAACUUCUGUCACAAAGUAAAAUUGCCAGUAAUUGGUGUCGUAGAGAACAUGAGCGGUUUUAUAUGUCCCAAGUGUAAGAAAGAAUCACAGAUCUUUCCUCCAACAACUGGGGGUGCGGAGGUCAUGUGCCAGGACUUAAAUAUCUCCCUCCUGGGAAAGAUUCCUUUAGACCCACAAAUAGGGAAAAGUUGUGAUGAAGGACAAUCUUUCUUGGCAGAAGUGCCGGAGUCUCCAGCAGCAAUAUCUUAUAGAAAUAUUAUCCAGAGAAUUCAAGAUUUUUGUGGCCUUCACAGUUCACAAGAGAAGUCUCUGUAACCCAACCACCCUGAAUUAAAUGAGCAAAAUAAUAACAGUGGUACUUAAGCACUUACUCAGUGCCAGUUACUGAACUACAACCAUUUUGAUUUAAUCGGUCAGAAUGAAAACCAAACCAAAAACCAUCUUUGAGAAUUUUAAUCAAUAAUCAAGACUGAAAAAUGGAAAUUAAGCACAGAUGUAAGUUUAGCUCAACCUCAGUUUGAAUUCACUUUAUUCAAAGACUCACUAGUUUUCGUUGUUUCACUGCAAUACUUUUAUAUAAGGCACUGUCUGAUAGGUGCCAUUUUAAAAAUAAAUAUUUUCUCUUCAAAACUCUGGCUUCCGGGGCCGUGCAGUGAUGGAAAAACAAGAAGUGACCAUUUGCUUUCUCCCCAAAGAAACAGGUCUCCGUUUGUCUUUUAUUCUCUCUGAAGUGACCUGCGAAAAGAACCGACAAGGUGAAAAGUUUUGUUGAAAUAGAUUUUUCUGUUAGUACAUUAAAUUACAUUAAGCCUAAACUCUAAGGGCUACGAAGUUGAAGUUUGUAUAGAAUCUGAUAAAGCUACCUGUGCUUUUGCUGGCCCUGGAUACACCUACAGGAAUUCCAGUUUUAACCCUGAGAAUGAGUACUUAGCUAGCUAUGUGGGUUAAGAACUACGAUUAAUUGUAAUUACAGUGGGAUAAGAGGUUCACAAAGUUCCGGGAAUCAGCUAGAGGGUAACUGUAAAAAGCAAUCCGCCAACACUGUUCAGCUGGAGAUUUGCAAAGUGUUUUAAAAAAUGUAAUCAUUUACAAUUAAAGGAACUACGCUCCCAACAAAUCAAA